AUGGAAACCGAUAAUUUGUCGUUAAACGAUCGUUUAGAACGAGGGCCUAAUUUGAUUCCGAUGUUGUUUGAUGUUCUAGUUAAGUUUCGAACUAAGGUCAUUGCACUUACUGCUGAUAUCGAGAAAGCCUUUCUUCAGAUAGGUAUUAAACAGGAGGACCGUGAUUUUCUCAGGUUUUUGUGGUAUGAUGAGCCACAGUCUGCAAAUCGCUCGAUUGUCCAGCUGCGUUAUGCGCGUUUGCCCUUUGGCCUACGGCCGUCCCCUGCUGUUUUGGGAAGUGUUUUGUUGCAACAUGUGUCAUCAUACCAAGAGAAAAACCCUGAGAUUGUCAAGGUACUCAAGGGUUUAUUUGUUGACGAUCUGUCAACGGGUGGAGAGACAGUAGACAAGGCUUACGAAAUUUAUCAACAGUCAAAACAGGUAAUGAAGGAAGGAAAUUUUAACCUUCGUAAAUGGAAUUCGAAUUCGCAGGAGUUAAUAGAACGCAUCCGAAAAUCUGAAGGUCAAGCAACAACCGGGGGGUCAGACCCAAAGUUAGGCGAAGAGGAUCAGUCUUACGUACAAUCGUGUAUAGGUCUUAGUGCAGAUAAUGAAACUGUGAAAAUAUUAGGGUUGCACUGGAACUCCUCGUCGGAUGAAAUCUGUUAUGAUUUUACGGAGAUUACGCAAUUAGCUAAAACGCUUCCAGCAACUAAACGUUCACUGCUAAGAUUAACCGCUAAAAUAUUCGAUCCGUUAGGAAUUUUGAGCGUAUUUACGGUUAGAAUGAAGGCCAUGUUUCAAUCGUUAUGUUUACAGAAAGUAGCUUGGGAUGAGGAAUUACAGGGAAGUGCUAGGUUAGAAUUUAAUGCAUUUCUUUCCAAGCUACAACAGUUAAGUAAGGUUAGAAUACCAAGGUGUCUUAUCAACGGGUUGAGUGUACGCUCAUAUCAGAUUCACGGCUUCUCGGACGCUAGCGAGCAAGCCUAUGCUUGUGUCGUUUAUUUGCGCACAGAAUAUGAAAACGGAGAGGUAGAUUGUAGAAUUAUUGUGUCGAAAGCAAGAGUAGCACCCAUCAAACAGGUAACUAUCCCGAAAUUAGAGUUGAUGGGGGCCCUGUUAUUAGCAGAGUUGAUGGAUACAAUUCGUACUGUUUUGCUUGAAGAAUUAGAUCCGGCGAAAAUCACAAGUUUUUAUUGGGUGGAUUCCUUAGUAGCACUCUGCUGGAUAAAAAACAGUAAGCCCUGGAAACAGUUUGUAAGGAACCGGGUCCACAAAAUUCUAGAACUAACAGACAGGUCAGAAUGGAAGUUUUGUCCAGGUGUCUUAAACCCAGCAGAUUUACCCUCGCGCGGGCUUUGCGGAAAGGACCUUUCAAGGAAUGUGUUUUGGUUUGAAGGUCCCGAGUUCUUGAAGCAAAGAAUUGAAUUGUGGCCAUCCAUUGAUAUAACUGACAAGGAAGCCCACGAAAUUGCCUUGAAGGAGGAAGCCAACAAUUCUCACAUGAUAACACACACGUUGUCUAGUUCGACGGAUGUUUUGAGUAUACAGAAUUUAGUAAACAUAGAACGAUUUGGGAGUAAACGUAAGCUUCUUGGCACCCUGGCUUGGGUUUUCAGAUUCGUAGGAAACUGUAAAGCAUCGUUAACUAACCAAACCCCCGAUUUAAAUGAGGAGUUAAGAAACGAAGAAAUUGAACGAGCAGAAUACAAAUUGUUAAGUUACAUUCAAAGAGAAGAAUUUUCAGAAGAGUAUGAAUAUUUGCGUGGUAAAAUGGUAACCAAGCCUCCUUUAAAAGUUAAGCAAUUCAAUUUGUUUUUAGAUAACAACGGCGUAAUAAGAGCGAGAUCUCGGAUAACCAACGCUUCUGUUCCAGAUUCUACGAAAACGCCAAUUUUGUUACGUCCCUAUAACUGGUAUUCAAAAUUUUGUGCUCGUAGAGGAUUGCCGCGUAAAUUAUAUAGCGACAACGCUAAGACGUUUAAGGCUGCUUCUAAAGAGGUAAAGCAGAUUCUUAAUUCGAAAAACGUGAAAAGCAUGAUCGUAGAUAAAGGCGUCGAUUGGGAAUUCAUAGUACCAAAAAGCCCAUGGAUGGGUGGAGCCUGGGAAAGAUUAAUCAGAUCGGUGUAA
This is a messenger RNA of Rhopilema esculentum, 2109 nucleotides long. Lineage: Eukaryota; Metazoa; Cnidaria; Scyphozoa; Rhizostomeae; Rhizostomatidae. The record is from RefSeq and is a predicted model, not a curated record.